UUAAUGAUUCCUGCCAUAUGUACUCCGCUUUUUUGUUUCUUCCUUUACCCUCUCCUUCCUGCUUUUUGUUUUAUUAAUCAUCUCCACUGCUUUGGGGUUUAUUUUUAGUGGUAAGGAAGUUGUACACCUCUGUUUCUGUUCUUGUGUUCAACCUUAAAUGCUAAUUUAGCUAGGUAUAAGAUUUUAAGUUCAAGAUAAUAUUUCUUCAGGACUUUAAAGUUGUUGCUUCAUUGUUUUUAAAUACCUAACGUUGGUGACAGUAUGACCCCAGUUUGGUUCUUUUUUUCUUUGUAGGUAAUCUGGGUUUUUUCCACCUAAAAACUUUAAGGAUUUUUACUGUGAAAUUUCACCAUGAUAUGUCUAAAAAUGUGUGUCUUUGUUUUUCAACUCCAGAAAUUUUUCUAAUAUUUUCUUAAAACACUCCUUUUUAUGCCUUUCCUUCUAAAAUUCAGAUAGAUAUUGGAACUUUGGUAUUUAUACUCCAUAUCAUCUAACUUUUCCUCCAAAUUUCUCACCUCCCUGUCCUCUGUUCUUGUUGCAUUCUGGCAGAUUUCCUUGGCUCUGCCUUCUUCUUGUUAAUUUGCUCCUCUGUUAUGCCCAUUCUAAUAUACAAUCCAUCCAUUGAGUUUAUUGUAAUAAUCCUUUUUAAUUUUCAAGAUGUCUAAUUGGUGCUCUUUAGAAGCAGCCUUUUUAAAAAUGUCUGUGAUAACCUCUCAUGUUAAAUUUUCUGUUUGCUUUGUUUAUCCCGCUUUCUCAAAUACUAGUUUUUUAUUUGAAUCAGGUGCCUCUCUUUUAUGAUAUUAAUUUUCCUUUAUGUUAGCAAUUCUUGACAGUAUGGUCUCUUGGAAGAUAGGCAAAGUAUGCUUGUCACUUGUCUCUUGGGUGGAGGGGAUCCUCACUCCUUCUGAAUGAUACAGCCCUACUCCAGUCUGACUUCUCUUUCUCUUAGUGGAGUGGGAGGACUGAUAAGGUUGCUUCAAGUGCAGUUUUCCAGCAACUAGAAUCCACAACUACAUAAGAGAGUCCUAGUUGUCUUCUAGUAUGAAUGUUUUGUGCUGAGGAUUUUUACUGUCAAAGUUUUUGGAAGGUGAUUAGGCUAUUUACAAGUGGAAGAUUUCAUAUUUAUCUGUUACUCUGUGUUGUAGUUGGCUCCUUUCAUCCUCCCACAUCUUAUUUUAAAAUGAGCAUGUUUCUUCUUGACACUAGCUAGCUUAAACUAGCUGUUUUAUAUUCUGAACUUAAAGUUUCCUACACAUCCUUCUUUGCACACUAUAAAAAAAACAAAAAACAAGAAAAACAAAAAAUUAUAGCUACAUUCAGACUAAAGGAGAAGGGAAACAAAAGGUAAAUGGGGGGGAAAGGUAGCAAAGAAGAAUGAAGCAAGAGGAAGGGAGAAAAAAGCAGAUACAGAAGGUUGCUAUCCCAUCGUCUCUUUGUGACUGAGAUGCCCUGGGCCCCAAGCAACAUAGCCUUCCCUAACUCUCUUGAUAGAGCCCAAGCAGCCAAGAACAAAGGCAACAAAUAUUUUAAAGCAGGAAAAUAUGAACAGGCUAUUCAGUGCUAUACCGAGGCCAUCAGUUUGUGCCCUACAGAGAAGAAUGUUGACCUUUCCACGUUUUAUCAAAACAGAGCUGCUGCCUUUGAGCAGUUGCAAAAAUGGAAAGAGGUGGCACAAGAUUGUACAAAGGCUGUUGAACUUAAUCCCAAAUAUGUGAAAGCUCUCUUUAGACGUGCAAAAGCCCACGAGAAGCUAGACAAUAAGAAGGAAUGUUUAGAAGAUGUCACUGCUGUGUGUAUAUUAGAAGGGUUCCAAAAUCAGCAAAGCAUGCUGUUAGCUGAUAAAGUUCUUAAACUUCUUGGAAAAGAGAAAGCCAAAGAAAAAUAUAAGAAUCGUGAACCUCUGAUGCCAUCUCCACAGUUUAUCAAAUCUUACUUCAGUUCUUUCACGGAUGAUAUAAUUUCUCAGCCAAUGCUUAAAGGAGAGAAGUCUGAUGAAGAUAAAGACAAGGAAGGGGAGGCUUUAGAAGUAAAAGAAAACUCUGGAUACUUAAAGGCCAAACAGUAUAUGGAGGAAGAAAACUAUGAUAAAAUCAUAAGUGAAUGCUCAAAAGAAAUAGAUGCCCAAGGCAAAUACAUGGCAGAAGCAUUAUUACUACGAGCUACUUUCUACUUGCUUAUUGGUAAUGCCAACGCGGCCAAACCAGAUUUAGAUAAGGUCAUCAGCUUGAAAGAAGCUAAUGUGAAGCUUCGAGCAAAUGCUCUCAUCAAAAGAGGCAGCAUGUAUAUGCAACAGCAGCAGCCUUUGCUGUCUACUCAGGAUUUUAACAUGGCUGCCGACAUCGAUCCUCAGAAUGCAGAUGUUUAUCACCACCGAGGACAGCUGAAAAUACUGCUUGAUCAAGUUGAAGAAGCAGUAGCAGAUUUUGAUGAAUGUAUUAGAUUAAGACCUGAGUCUGCUCUGGCACAAGCUCAGAAAUGUUUUGCAUUGUAUCGCCAAGCAUAUACGGGAAACAAUUCUUCACAAAUCCAAGCAGCUAUGAAAGGUUUUGAAGAGGUCAUAAAGAAAUUUCCAAGGUGUGCUGAAGGCUAUGCAUUAUAUGCCCAGGCAUUAACAGAUCAACAACAGUUUGGUAAAGCUGAUGAAAUGUAUGAUAAAUGUAUUAAUUUGGAACCAGACAAUGCCACAACAUACGUUCAUAAAGGUUUACUUCAGCUUCAGUGGAAGCAAGAUCUGGAUAGAGGUUUGGAGCUUAUCAGCAAGGCUAUUGAAAUUGACAAUAAAUGUGAUUUUGCAUAUGAAACCAUGGGAACUAUUGAAGUACAAAGAGGAAACAUGGAGAAAGCCAUUGACAUGUUCAACAAAGCUAUUAACCUGGCCAAAUCAGAAAUGGAGAUGGCUCAUCUAUACUCACUCUGUGAUGCUGCCCAUGCCCAGACAGAAGUUGCAAAGAAAUAUGGAUUAAAACCACCGACAUUAUAAAAUACGGGGGAAGGAAAAUGACCCUCUUUUUAGGAGUUUACCCCCUCUUCAACUGAACCCUAAAGACACUGUCGUGAACUACGUUGAAUGGUGGAGCUUAGUAUUUCUGUCUGUGCUGUUGUCAUUUGUUACAUCUGUUUCAUUUUUAGGUGUUGUGGGAGUGCCUGUUGAAGAGAGUUUGCAGUGUUGCAGCUUUUAUGCCCUGUGCAACAAAAGCUUAGAACCUGUUAAAGGGAUAUUAAAAUGAAGUUGCAAAGAGUACAAAUGAUAAUUGGCCAUGCAAAUAAAAAUUUUGAUUUGUU
Messenger RNA from Orcinus orca (killer whale), 3282 nucleotides. It is a transcript of the gene TOMM70, whose product is annotated as translocase of outer mitochondrial membrane 70. Lineage: Eukaryota; Metazoa; Chordata; Mammalia; Artiodactyla; Delphinidae. Bases 1445 to 2980 code for a protein of 511 amino acids. The record is from RefSeq and is a predicted model, not a curated record. Gene Ontology annotation, molecular function: protein binding. The transcript has 12 exons.